Messenger RNA from Perca flavescens (yellow perch), 2138 nucleotides. RefSeq names its product NACHT, LRR and PYD domains-containing protein 12-like. Gene Ontology annotation, molecular function: protein binding. Lineage: Eukaryota; Metazoa; Chordata; Actinopteri; Perciformes; Percidae. The coding region runs from base 20 to 1522 and encodes 500 amino acids. The transcript is spliced from 5 exons. The record is from RefSeq and is a predicted model, not a curated record.
UGCUACAGUUCUGGACCACAUGUUCACUACAGACCAGAGAGGAGAGCUGCCCAAGACCCUGACUGACAUGUACUCACACUUCCUGCUGGUUCAGACAAAGAGGAAAAAGCUCAAGUAUGCUGAGGGACAUGAGACGAGUCCACAGGAGCUGAUGGAGGCUGACAGGGAAGUUCUUCUGAAGCUGGGGAGGCUGGCGUUUGAACAGCUGGAGAAAGGAAACAUCAUGUUCUACCAAGAAGACCUGGAGCGCUGUGGUCUGGAUGUCACAGAGGCCUCGCUGUACUCAGGAGUUUGUUCAGAGAUCUUCAAAAGAGAGAGUGUGAUCUUCCAGAAAACAGUCUACUGCUUCGUUCAUCUGAGCAUUCAGGAGUUUCUGGCUGCAGUCUACCUGUUCCACUGUUACACCAACAGGAACACAAAGGUACUCAAGGACUUCCUGGGGAGAGGCUGGGACAGUGACAACAGUGACCUGAAGAAUGGCAAUGAUUACAAUUACCCAUCCCUGGAUGUCUUCCUGAAGAGAGCCAUGGAGAAAUCCCUGAGGAGUAAAAAUGGCCACCUGGACCUGUUUGUCCGCUUCCUUCAUGGCCUCUCUCUGGAGUCCAACCAGAGACUCUUAGGAGGCCUGCUGGGUCAGACAGACAACAGUUCAGAAAUCAUCCAGAGAGCCAUCAACAACCUGAAGGAGAUGAACAGUGAUGGGAUCUCUCCUGACAGAAGCAUCAACAUCUUCCACUGUCUGACGGAGUUGAAGGACCACUCAGUCCAUCAGGAGAUCCAAGAGUUCCUGAAGUCAAAGAAGAGAUCAGAGAAGAAACUCUCUGUGAUCCACUGCUCAGCUCUGGCCUACAUGCUGCAGAUGUCAGAGGAGGUUCUGGAUGAGUUGAACCUGCGUCAGUACAACAUAUCAGAUGAGAGACGAAUGAGACUGAUUCCAGCUGUGAGGAACUGCAGAAAGGCUCUAUUGGUGGACUGCUGUUUGUCAGAGAUCAGCUGUGCUUCUCUGGUCUCAGCUCUGAAGUCCAACCCCUCCCAUCUGAGAGAGCUGGACCUGAGCUUCAACUGCAACCUGAAGGAUUCAGGAGUGAAGCUGCUGUGUGCUGGAUUGGAGAGUCCAAACUGUAGACUGGAGACUCUGAGAUUGAAGUGGUGCUGUUUGUCAGAGAUCAGCUGUGCUGCUCUGGCCUCAGCUCUGAAGUCCAACCCCUCCCAUCUGAGAGAGCUGGAUCUGAGAGACAACAAAGAGCUGAAGGAUUCAGGAGUGAAGCUGCUGUCUGGUUUUCUGGAGAGUCCAAACUGUAGACUGGAGACUCUGAAAUUGAGGAACUGCGGUUUGUCAGAGAUCAGCUGUGCUGCUCUGGUCUCAGCUCUGAAGUCCAACCCCUCCCAUCUGAGAGAGCUGGAGCUGAAGCACAACAGCCUGAAGUGGUCAGACGUGAAGCAGCUGCGUGAUCUGAAGGAGAGUCCAGACUGUAGACUGGAGACUCUGGAAUGGACGGGGCCUCGGCUUCCAGUAAAGUGAUCAGGAGGAGGAUGUUGGAGGACCAGCUGAGUCCUGAUGAUCCCGAGAGCUUGAAGCAGCAGCAGCACCUCUAACUGGGCCAUGUUACUGGGAGGUAGAGUGGAGAGACUGACUGAGGCUCUGCACGGGCGAGCUGAUUGGCCGACAUUAGCCUCUGUGGGUCAGUGACGGGGGCUCUGUCUCCAUCAGAAUCAGCUGACUCAGCAUACGUCAGACUACAGAGUGGAGCCAAAUGUGGAAAGCAUAUGUUUGCUAACAUUUCACAUUUUCACAUCAAUGGUAAACUUGACUGUCGUCGCUGCAGGACAGUCACCUGUUAGUCUGAUAAACUUAACUGCCCCGCCCACUGAAACAACCGUUACCUCACAGAGACCUUUACCCCCCCCAACCGUUACCUCACAGAGACCUUUACCCCCCACCAACCGUUACCUCACAGAGACCUUUACCCCCCCGGCCCUCCACAGUAACAUAUUCUCUUCUAAAUUAACCGUUCGCAUUUAAACUAACGUUAAUAGGUGAGAGGAUUACCACGCUGUCAUAGCAACGGAAGAGAUUAGCUUCACACACUCACACAGAGACACAAACACACACACAUACUGAGACACACACACUCUCU